This is a messenger RNA of Brettanomyces nanus, 1722 nucleotides long. RefSeq lists its product as uncharacterized. Gene Ontology annotation, molecular function: protein binding. Gene Ontology annotation, biological process: maturation of SSU-rRNA from tricistronic rRNA transcript (SSU-rRNA, 5.8S rRNA, LSU-rRNA). The record is from RefSeq and is a predicted model, not a curated record. Gene Ontology annotation, cellular component: nucleolus. Lineage: Eukaryota; Fungi; Ascomycota; Pichiomycetes; Pichiales; Pichiaceae. The transcript has a single exon. Bases 1 to 1722 code for a protein of 573 amino acids.
AUGAAAAGUGUAUCGAUCAGUUGCUAUUUGGAUCCUAAGGGACAACUUUUGGCAGCAGUUGUUUCUGGCCAUGGAAGAAAUGAGAUCAGAGUUCUUUCGAUAGAAAAAUUGGAACAGCUUGAAUCGAAGAUUGAAUUUCAAGCGGAGGAGAAAGUUCAAUGUGUGAGAUGGAUUCCUCGGGGAAGUACAAAAUCCGUUGGUAAAAACGGCAGCAAAAAGAGAAAGCAAGGUGGUAAGGAGGUGAAAGAAGGAUCUAGUGAGUAUUCUUACCUCAGUAUCUUACUCACUACAGGAGAGAUCUUGGUGUAUUCACCGUUGACCAAAGAGAUUACCAACAAGAUGUCGAACGAAUCACCACUUUCAUGCAUCUGUUAUGGUGGCUCUGAAUCAACCAUUAUUGGGUUCGAUCCAGCAAAUUCCACACUAAAAAAGUACAAUUUGUUUGAUAGCAGACCGUUGGAUACUUCCAGCAUCAAGCUUGAGAAGGACAUAUCAUUCAUAGAGUUAAUCAACGAUAGAGAGCUGGUUUUGGCUUCUUCUAACAUUCAUCUUUACAACGAGGAAGAAGGGCAGACUGUUUUCACCAUACCCGCUCCUAAGGCCCACCAGAGUCCGAUUAGUCAACUAGUGAAAUCUGUUAAGAAUGAUCGUUUAAUAGCUGCAAGCAGAAGUAACGAUUUAACGAUUAACAUAGCGUCGUUAGAUACGGGGAAGCUUACGACUACAUUAAGAUGCCAAGGAAGAGUGAUGUCACUGGCAGUUACACAGUCUAACGGGGUAGAAUUAUUACUGGCCGUUACCGAUAGAGGAUGCGUGGAGAUUUUUAAAGAUGCUUUUGAUCAGAAGAGCAGAAAACAGAUUCGAUGCGAUGCCGUUUUAAAAUCGAGUACAUUUGGAUUCACAGAUAUAGUGGUGGAAGCAACUGGAUAUAGGGCUGUUUAUUUUGAUAACUUCAAGAUCAAGGUGAAGUUGUUGGAGAUAAGUGAUUUGGGUGAACUCGAGGGAGAAGUUGAGGUGGACUUAGCUGAUACUGAAGGGGAUGCCAACGGUGCCAAUGGUGCCAACGGUGCCAGUGUCAACGGUGCUGAUACCAACGGUGCUGCUACCACUACUACCACUACUUCACACAUUGACUCUACAGACUCGGAUAAUUCUCUUCUAGAUUCAAUGCCGGAAAUUGAGGACUUCCAGCAACUUUACGAGCAAAUAGUCAACCAUCUAGACAAUCAUGAAGUACUUGAACCUCUACUAGUCAAGAAUUGUGGUAUUUCUAGAUCUACAACCUACCUAUUUUCCAAUUCUGAGGCCUUAAAACUUGUCAAGAUAAUUGUUUUACUUCUCUCUGAACAGUCAAAAUACUCUGCUGAUUUGGGUAAAUGGCUCAGAUGGUUACUGCUUUGCAAAGGAUCGUUACUUGUGAAAGACAGCGAGUGUGUUGAGUUGCUUAAAUUACUCAAGUCAACCUUGACUGAGAACAUCAAAUUACUACCAAAUCUAAUCUCGUUGCAAGGAAGAUUAUCUCUUUUACAAUCUCAACUCAAACUGAGAGAAGAGAUGAUUCAUAAAGAACAGAUUGAAGAGCAAAAUGAGGAGAAAAUAGAGGCAGAGGCAGAUGCUGAACAAGACGCAAUUGAUGGGUCUGUCGUACUGCAUGGAGAAAAUGACGAAUUGGAGGACGUCAAGGUUGAUAUCAACGACGAAGAAGUUGAGGAUGACGAUUAA